This is a messenger RNA of Paramecium tetraurelia, 5019 nucleotides long. RefSeq lists its product as uncharacterized. Lineage: Eukaryota; Ciliophora; Oligohymenophorea; Peniculida; Parameciidae. The record is from RefSeq and is a predicted model, not a curated record. The transcript has a single exon.
AUGAGCACUAGUUUGUAUCAUUUAGUUUUAUUUGGUUUCUUGGUAUCAACUCACUGUCAAAUCAAGGUAUCAGAAGCCUGCAAAUGUUAAAAUUUAUUGUCUUAAAAUGACUGCUAAUAAAACACGAAAUGUUCAUGGUUGAAUAAGAGCUGUUAAGAGAAGCCAGAAGAGUAAGCGAUUUCGACUAAACCAGAGAGCAUUUAUUGCAAAGGCCGAACUUAAGAGGAUUGUAGUAACAAAAUAGGGUGUGCUUACUACAACUAGAAUUGUAUUCAUUUUAGUGGUUGCACUAGCUAUGUUUAUACUACUCAUAAUGAAUGCUAAUUAAUUAGUACACAAUGUACAAGUGAUGGAAUUCAAUGUAUAAAACCAAGAGAAUGCUUUAAAAAUGAAUAGGAACAAUUGUGUAGUACAGUAAUAAGUUCCUCCGGCUCAAGGAAAUGUGUUUGGGAAGACAAAGUGUGCAGAGAUUAAACAUGUAAUGAAGCAUCUUAGUUGCUGAUUACUGAUGAUGCUUGCGAUUCCUUUAUAAAAGGAUGUGUAACUAAUGGGAGAGGAUGUGUAGACAAAAGGGGGAAUUGUUAUUAUUAUGAUAAAAAUUGUGAUGGUAUGAUUGGGAGUGAUGGCUUAUGUGAAUAAAAAGGUGAUAAAUGCUAAUCUAAGGAUUGUGCAAAUGCCCCAUUGACAUAUUAUGCUGAUCAAUAAUGCUAGUCUUUUAGAAAAGGAUGCAGAACAACAGGUAUUGGAUGUACGGAUUAAGCAUUGAAAUCAUGUAAUACUUAUACAGGGGAUGGAGAAUAGUGUUUGAAAUAUAUAGGGAGUAGUGGUAAGUGUGAAGAAGGUUUGAAGGGUAAGUGCUAAGCUAGGAGGUGUGAAAGUGCACCAAAAUAAUAUUCUACAGAUGAAGAAUGUAAGUCUUAUUCUUCUAAAUGCAAAACUACAGGGAUUGGUUGUGUGGCUAUUCUAUUGAAUUGUAAUUCAUAUACAGGCACUAAAAAUGAAUGUGAAAGAAGAAUAGGAGCAGAUGGGAGAUGCACAGCUUAAAAUACAGAGGAGUCCCAAUAAUGUAAGGCUAGGAUUUGUUCUGAUGGCCAAUUUUCAACAGACAGCGAGUGUGGGUAAUAUCAAUUUAAUUGUAUUUCUAAUGGUGUUGAAUGUACGUCAUUUUUGAUCAGUUGUAAUAAAUAUAAAGGGGAUGCUGAAAAGUGCAAUAAGUACAGAGGAACAGAGGGCAAAUGUAAAAUAGGUGAAAAUGGAUACUGUGCAUUGAAUGUUUGUGAGAAUGCAGAAUUCAAAACAAAUUAAGAGUGCAAGAGUGUUCAGUCUUAUUGUUUGACUAAUGGUACUAAAUGUGUCACGGCUGAUACUUGUCCAAAUACAUAAUAAUAGGUGACUUGUUUGGCAAGUGAUAAAUGUUAGUGGGCAGAAUAAUGUGUGACUAAUGAAUGUAGGUUUUUCCUUACCAAGGGAACAUGUCUUGGACAUUCAUCAAAUGUCGAAUGUUUUUGGGAAGGUUCAGGUUGUGCUGAUAAAAAAUGCAAACAUGCUGGUUAGCAAUAUAGAUCUAAUAAGGAUUGUUAAUUAUUUUUACCCUAAUGUAUCUUUAAUGGUUAAGGAUGUGUGGAUGUGUCAGCUCCAUGUGAAGAAUACGUUGGGGAUGAAGAUACAUGUACUUAUUAUAAGGGUAGUAAUGGUAAAGUGCCAUGUCUUUAUUAUUCAGCGACUUAAAAGUGUCGAUCUAAAAUAUGUUAAGAUAACAAAUCAGCUAGUACUUAAAAAGAGUGUGAUGAUACAAUGGAAGGAUGCAAAUUCACAGGAUCAUAAGGUUGUGUGAAUGAAAAUGCAGAAUGUGGAGAAUUUUAUGGAAAUUCCUAAUAGUGUUAUGCAUUGAAUAGCAAAUGUUCACAAAAUCUUGGAGAAUCAGGGAAAUGUAGACCUCUGGAAUGCUAUGACAAUUCAGUGGCAUUGGAAGAUUACGAAUGUAAUUUGUUUAAAUCUGGAUGUGUAACUAAGGGAUUGGGAUGUAUAGCAUCAACAGCUCCAUGCACGUAAUAUUCAGGAAAUUCAAUAGAUGCUUGCUCUAAAUUUGUUGGAAAUGGAAAGAAAUGUUGGUAUGAUUAAGGAUUUUCAGGUUAAUGUGUGGAUAAAUAAUGCACUCAUAACACUGAUGCAUAGAAUGAUUAGGAAUGUGAUAAGUUCUUGUAUGGGUGUGUAUUCAAUGGGAAGGGAUGUCAAGAUGCAGUUGAGACUUGUAAUACUUAUGAAGGGGAUGAGGAUACAUGUUCUAAAUAUAGGGGAAAUGGAUUACUAUGUGUAAGGAUAGACUAUUGUGAAGAUCGUAAGUGUUCAGAUGUAUAAAACCCUUUGUCAUUGAAAGAAUGCGAGGAAUAUCUAUCUAUUUGUGCUUUUGAUGGUGGAAAAUGCAUUGAAAAACAAGAUAGUUGUGAUUAUUAUUAUGGAUACUCAUAAGAAUAAUGCUAAAUAUUGGUUAAUGUAGAUAGGGACUAAUGCAUCUAUGGUGACAAUGAUUAAUAUUGCACCAAUCGUAAAUGCAAAGAUGCGCAAAAUGUUAAAUCAUAAUAGGAUUGCACAUCUUAUAGAAAAAACUGUAUUUUCAAUGGAGAUGGUAAGUGUGUAGAGUGGGAUAGUUGUUCAAAUUAUAGCGAUUUUUCUGAAUAGGGAUGUCAAGAUGCAAAAGACAAGACAGGAAAGGGUUGUUGGUCUGAUUAGAAUAGGAAAUGUAAGGAUAGAACAUGUUUAGAAGUAUUGAACGAGUAUUCAAAUGAGAUUUGUUAAGCUCAUGAUUCUAGUUGUAUUUUUACUGGAUCUAAGUGUAUUAAGAAGUUGAAUAAUUGUAGUGAUUAUGAUCCUAAAAUUGUGAGUGACAGUGAGUGUAAAUUAAUACCUGGUUGUUGGUGGAGUUCUGAAAAUAAAAAAUGUAAAAUUAGAGAAUGCUCGGAUAAUAUUACAACUCCUUCGGAUGAGAACUGUAGAAGUCAUUUAGAGACAUGCAGAUUUAAUGGUGAUAAAAAGUGCGUUGAUGAAAAAGAUAAAUGCAGUGAUUAUGUUAGUUUUAAUGCAAGUGGUUGUAAGGAAGUCACGAAUAAAAAGAAGGAAAAAUGUUGGUACACGGAAUAAAGUUCGACUUGUGCAGAUCGCAGUUGUUCAGACAAUCUACAAUUCUAUUCAGCAGAGAUAUGUCAGGAGCAUUUGAGUACUUGUAGAUAUAAUGGAUUCAGAUGUUAAGAUGCAAAAGAUACUUGCAUACAAUAUAUUGGAUUUUCUAAGGAAGCAUGUACAGUUGUCACAACAAAAACCAAUUAGUAUUGUUGGUAUCAGGGUUAGAGUUCAAUUUGUGUUAAUGCAUCAUGCGAGAACGAGAUCUAAGAUCCUUCACCAGAAAAUUGUUAAAAACAUUUAGCUACUUGUAGAUUCAAUGGUACGAGAUGUAUUUCAGAAAGGGCGAGUUGCAAUAAUUAUUUAGGAUCUAAUUAGGUUUGUUAGGGAUUGACUGAUGCAAGCAAUAAUUAAUGUUGGUAUAAUAUCAGAAAUACUUCUGGAUUGGACAACAAUUGUAUAUUAAAGGAAUGUUCAAAUCUAUAACAUACUUAUAGUUUAGACAUAUGUGAAAAAUAUAUUGUCAAAACUGUAAAUAACAAGUAGACUCCAAAUUGUACAUAUGAUGGGAUCAAAUGCAUCACUAUUUAGAAUUAUUGCUCACAAUACUUUGGAUUUAGCAGUGAAUAAUGUCUCAAUGUGACUACUCUAAGUGGUGAGACUUGUUUCUAGGAUCCAAACAAUAAUAGUAUGUAAUGUAGAGCCAGAAUAUGCUCGGAUAAUUAGACAGCCUUGAAUGAUCUUCAAUGUGAUCAAUUUUUAAAAGGAUGUGUGACUAGUGGUAGAGGAUGCACAGAUUCAACAUAACCAUGUAACACUUUUAGAGGCACUUAAUCCAGUUGUUUGAGAUUUGUAGGCAAUUAAAAGAAAUGUCGAGGAUAGAAUUUAACUACAAGAUGCUCAGUUAGAGAAUGUUUCCAUGAUUAGCAAUCUACUACAGACAUUGAGUGUAAUUCGUAUUUGGAUGGUUGUGUAACCAAUGGCAAAGGUUGUAUUUCUUCUUUGGAACCCUGCUCAAGUUAUGUUGGAAAUCUUUAAACAUGUUCUAAAUUUAAGGGAAAUGGAAGAUUAUGUUAUUCAGAUAGUCUUGUUGAUAUUCAUGUAUGCAGAGAUAGAUAGUGUUCUGACAAUCUCGAUGCAGUUAAUGAUUCUGAUUGUAAUACAUUCUUGCCAGGUUGUGUGAACAAAGGAAGUGGGUGCAUAGAAGAUACAAAACCAUGCUCUAGUUAUUAUGGAACUCAGGCCUAAUGCAGCAAAUUCAAAGGAGAAAAAGGUACAAAGCCUUGUUGGAAUUUUGCAUCUGCAUCUAACAACACUAGUUGUAUAGAUAGGGAAUGUAGUCAUAUCACAAGGGGUACAAAUACUAUAGAGUGCAAUUCCUUUUUGGAAGGAUGUGUUAGUGAUGGAUUUCAAUGUCUGACCAAACGAAAUUGUUCAUAAUUUUAUGGAACUGUCAAAACCUGUAUGUUGUUUGAUGCUAUUGAUAAACCAUGUAAGGGAGUUGAUGAGACUAUGAAGUAAUGCAAAUAAUUAUAAUGCUUUGAUGCACCAAAUAAUUAUAAUACAGAUGAAAAAUGUAAUCAAUUUAAACCUGGAUGUAAGACUACAGGAUAUGGAUGUAUUGAUAAUAGGACUUGUGAAAUGAUAUCAUCUUCAUAACUAUGUAAAGAAAGACCUGACUGCUAAUUUAUAUAAGGAUGCUUAAAUACCAUUAAGGUGUGUAUGCAAAUCACAAAGUAUUCUUAAUGUUUAAUGAAUUCCAAUAUGAAAUGUAGUUGGGAUUUCUAAACAAAAUCAUGCAGAGAUUGGAUUUGUUCAGAUGCAAGUGUUCUAUUGAAACAACAUGAAGAAUGCUAAGCUUUGAACCAAAAUUGUACAACCACAGGAAAUGGAUCGUAUUGA